Pistacia vera is the source of this 1732-nucleotide messenger RNA. RefSeq names its product probable C-terminal domain small phosphatase. Bases 385 to 1437 code for a protein of 350 amino acids. The record is from RefSeq and is a predicted model, not a curated record. The transcript has 7 exons. NCBI's taxonomy places the organism in Eukaryota, Viridiplantae, Streptophyta, Magnoliopsida, Sapindales, Anacardiaceae. Gene Ontology annotation, molecular function: phosphoprotein phosphatase activity.
AUGUAAUCGUACGCCCCCGCGCGCGCGCUCUCUCUCUCUCUCUCUCUGACAAGUCAAAAGCCUUCUUUACGUUGGACCAAAUCAUUCUCCACGCAAGGACAAACCAUGAGAUGACUACGUUGUUUUCUCGUCUCAAUGCCAUUGCAGUUGAAUUUCUAUUUUUCCAUCUUUCUUCUCCACCCAGUACGCCAACUUAUUAUAAAUUCAGCAUUUUGCAUUGUUUCGACUCCAAAGAUUGUAGCUUUCUGGCAUAGCUAAGAAUUACAGUGAAUCGAAAGGGAAUUAUUAAGGAGGCUAUAGAACAUGUGGAAACUGACUCAACUUGACAAAUAAGAGAAAAAUCCCUUGAUAGUUUGAGGUUUUGAAGAAUACUGAUUCUUUUCAAUGUCCAGGAGAGAAAUGUGGGAUACUCUUUUUGGAAUUGAUUCAAUACUUCAGCUUCCAUUUGUAAGAACUCUGAAGACAGUCAUGGAUGCAGCCAAGAGAAGCAUCUUUGAGGCUGAAAACAAAGAGGAGAUAGAGAAGCAUAACCAGCUAAAACAUAUUCCUGCUAAUGAUUUUCAUGCCGAUCUUGGUCUCCCCAAUGUGGAUCAAUCGAAUAACAUGUCGACUCUAAGUCCAUCAGAUGAAAAAAACAGUGCAGAAAAGGUUAUUUUGUCAGAGGCCGAUAAAACUCAAAAUUCAAUUUGUGCUGUUAUCAACAGAGAGGAUAGCCUUUCAGAAAUUUUUCAUUCCUCACCAUUAAAAGCACCUAUCAAUGAUUUGAGAAAAAAACUUCUUGUUCUUGAUUUGAAUGGGCUGCUAGCAGAUAUAGUUUCUCCUCCGCCAAAGAACUGUGAGGCAGACAUAAACAUUUCAAGACGUGCAGUUUUCAAGAGACCCUUUUGUGUUGAUUUUCUGAGGUUCUGCUUUGAGAGAUUUGAAGUGGGUGUAUGGUCCUCAAGAAACAAGAAAAAUGUGGAAAGAGUGGUUGAUUUUUUGAUGGGAGAUAUGAAGCACAAAUUGCUAUUUUGCUGGGAUCAAUCCCACUGUACUGCUACGCGUUUAAGUACUCUUGAAAACAAGCAUAAGGCCUUGGUAUUUAAGGAAUUAAGGAGAAUUUGGGAGAGGGAUGAUCCUAAUCUUCCUUGGAAGAAAGGAGAUUAUCAUGAAACAAAUACAUUGUUGUUGGAUGAUUCUCCUUACAAAGCUCUGCUUAAUCCUCUGUACACAGCAAUCUUUCCUUGUUCAUACACAUUCCGAGAUAAGAGUGAUAAUUCAUUAGGUCCUGGAGGUGAUCUCAGAAUUUAUCUGGAAGGGCUGGUCCAAGCUGAAAAUGUACAGACAUUUGUAGAGCAACAUCCAUUUGGUCAAAGUGCCAUCACAGAAAGAAGUGAAUCUUGGGACUACUACCUCCUAGCUAUUAAUUCAGUACCUCACUUUCCAUCUACAAUUUAAUGUUAAUCUCAGCAAUUUUGGUACAUAGUUCUGCUGGCUGAACAGAGUGUUGAGCUUAAGCAGAUUAUAGACAUAGUAAAAAGAAAAAAGUUGGGUGGAGGGAGAAAGCAAGUUGGCAUGCUUUUUAAAAUUACCAAUUUUUGCCUGACAUAAUGGAGUAUUCUUUCAUACUAUUACGUCAUAGUAUGCGUUAGUUUUUAUGCGCGUGCAUUUUUUUGGGGAAAAUGGUGGCAUAGAAUGUUGUAAUUGAUCUCAUCGUGGAUCAAUCUUGUGGAGAAACAACCACCAUCUAAUG